AUGCCAGAAAAUAAUGUGGCUGCCGAUCCCUCCACGGAUAUCGACACAAAUGCCCUUGAAAAGAACAUAUUCGUCGACACUACCAACCUUCGAUAUGAAGCGACGCCAAUUAACCCAGAAAUCGAGAGAAAAGUAUUGAGGAAGAUAGAUUUGUUUCUCAUGCCUGCAAUGGUGAUUGGCUAUGGCUUAGUCUAUUAUGAUAAGGCACUCCUUGGCAAUGCUGUUCUCUUUGGAAUGACCGCAGACCUUCAACUCUCUGUCACCGAUACCUCCGUCAGCCCUCCUGUAACUGACACUUCUAGGCUGAGCUGGGCAACUUCCAUCUUCUAUUUUGGCCAAUUGGUCGGCUCGUAUCCCCUAACAUACAUGCUGCAAUACUUCGAUACAAGAUAUGUUCUUGGCCCAACAGUUAUACUGUGGGCGAUAACAUGUGCCGCCACAGCAGGCGUCACUACUUGGCAAGGCCUCUUUGCGCAGAGAUUUUUCCUAGGUUUUACUGAAUCGAUUAUCCCGACUUGCUUCAUGGUAACAGUUAGUGGUUUCUAUACCCAGUCAGAGCAGGCUCUACGGCAAAGUUGGUGGUGGUCAGGAACUGCCUGGUUCACUAUCAUAGGUAGCGCCAUUAGUUAUGGAUUCGCUCAAGUUGAGGGAUCGUUGAGGCCGUGGCAAUACGUCUUCAUUCUUGCUGGGGCGUUGACGUUCCUUUUCGGGAUUUGGUGUUUCUUUCUCCCAAACUCGCCUGUUAAUGCAUGGUUCUUGGACCCAGAGGAACGAGUCGUGGCUACAGAGCGACUCCGAACUGGUCAGACUGGAUUGAAUAACCAGAAAAUCAAGCUAUCACAGAUCAAGGAAGCCGUGUUGGACAUCAAGCUUUGGUUGAUCUGUAUAACCAUGAUCUCUGCGUAUACCGUGAACGGUGCAGUAUCCGGUUUUGGUCCACUGAUUGUGUCGACAUUCGGAUAUUCUACCUUGGAGAGUAUUCUCUUCCAAUUUCCCCUAGGUGGUAUAGCAGGAAUAGGAAUCAUCGGGACUGGCUGGCUAUGCUCCAAGUAUCGCAACAUCAGAGUAAUGAGCUUGGUUAUAUGCUGCCUGCCGGUAAUAGCUGGAUUCAUCAUGAUCUGGAAAUCAGAUUGGGGUUUCAAACCGGCUGUGCCAGUCGCGGGAUACUCACUGCUGGGGUUCUUCGGACCGGUCGUGGCUCUAACCAUCUCCCUCGGAGCUGGAAAUGUUGCAGGUAGCACGAAACGCAGCUUCACAGCAUCUGCUAUAUUCGUAGCCUAUUGUGUGGGUAAUAUUAUUGGCCCCCAGUUGAUUCGCAGCCAGACCAAGGGUCAACACUAUCCAGAGCUAUGGACUGGUUUGAUUAUUUGCUACUGCAUCACGAUCACGUCUGCAUCCCUUCUCUAUGUACUUUGUUCGCGUGAGAAUAAACACCGGGAGUCGCUUGCUUUAACAGAGUCCGAGCGUGUGCGAUUAGGCUUUGAGGAUUUGACGGAUAAAGAGAAUGUCUAUUUCCGAUAUGUUUACUAG
Molecule: messenger RNA, 1530 nt
Organism: Penicillium manginii
Lineage: Eukaryota; Fungi; Ascomycota; Eurotiomycetes; Eurotiales; Aspergillaceae
Product: MFS general substrate transporter
Exons: 6
Coding region: 1-1530 (509 amino acids)
Biological process (GO): transmembrane transport
Cellular component (GO): membrane
Molecular function (GO): transmembrane transporter activity
Source: RefSeq, a predicted model, not a curated record